UGUCCCCUCCCCCUGUCCCCACUGGUGUCUGGCUGUCCUCCCGUCAGGCCCUGGUGUUGUGGCUAUCUGACCUCCCCCGCCUCCGGGCCCCAAGAUGGGCGAGUUCAAUGAGAAGACGACAUGCGGCACCGUCUGCCUCAAGUACCUGCUCUUCACUUUCAACUGCUGCUUCUGGCUGGCUGGUCUGGCCGUCAUGGCAGUGGGCAUCUGGACGCUGGCCCUCAAGAGUGACUACAUCAGCCUGCUGGCCUCGGGCACUUACCUGGCCACAGCCUACAUCCUGGUGGUGGCUGGUAUUGUUGUCAUGGUGACUGGUGUCCUGGGCUGCUGCGCCACCUUCAAGGAGCGGCGGAACCUGCUGCGCCUGUACUUCAUCCUGCUCCUCAUCAUCUUUCUGCUGGAGAUCAUUGCUGGCGUUCUGGCCUACGUGUACUACCAGCAGCUGAACGCGGAGCUGAAGGAGAACCUGAAGGACACCAUGACCAGGCGGUACCACCAGCCAGGCCACGAGGGCGUGACCAGCGCCGUGGACAAGCUGCAGCAGGAGUUCCACUGCUGUGGCAGCAACAACUCCCAGGACUGGCAGGACAGCGAGUGGAUCCGCUCUGGCGAGGCGGGCGGCCGUGUGGUCCCCGACAGCUGCUGCAAGACCGUGGUGGCGGGCUGCGGGAAGCGGGACCACGCCUCCAACAUCUACAGGGUGGAGGGCGGCUGCAUCAGCAAGCUGGAGACCUUCAUCCAGGAGCACCUGAGGAUCAUCGGGGCUGUGGGCAUCGGCAUCGCCUGCGUGCAGAUCUUUGGCAUGAUCUUCACGUGCUGCCUGUACAAGAGCCUGAAGCUGGAGCACUACUGACCGUGCCACUCCGGCCCUCCGUGCAUGCUGCAGCCGCUGCAGCUUCGCGCCGCCCGUGACUACUGAGCUGAACUACUGACGGCCUGGGCUGGGGUCCCAGGAUGCCGCUCCCACCCCUCUCCCCUCUGCCAAGGAGGUUGUCUUCUCAUGCCUCUGCGCCCCC
Ceratotherium simum simum (southern white rhinoceros) is the source of this 1016-nucleotide messenger RNA. The record is from RefSeq and is a predicted model, not a curated record. Lineage: Eukaryota; Metazoa; Chordata; Mammalia; Perissodactyla; Rhinocerotidae.